CUAUUUCAUCAUCAUCCUUACUUCGUCUUUCAGUCACCUAUACGAAUUCAUUCAAGAUGAGGUUAGCCAAAUUAAACCGAUCAAUGUCACAUCGUAAUGCAAUGUUUCGAAAUAUGGUCUCAUCUCUGAUCGAGCACGAGCAAAUCAAAACAACACUUCCUAAAGCAAAAGCUAUCUCUAGGCUAGCAGAAAGAGUUAUCACUUGGACUAAAGCUGGUACCGAAAACAUUUUUUAUCAACGAAAAGCUGAAUCUUAUUUAAUGAAUUGGACUAGACUUAGAGGUCACUUAUUUCAAACAUUGGCAAAACGAUAUGAGGAUCGGGUUGGAGGUUAUACCCGUAUACAUCGGUUAGGUCAUCGCGCAGAUGAUCAUGCACCAUUGGCGAUCAUCGAGAUGGUCGAUAAUGCACGGGAUUUAAAACGUGAUCAAGUGAUUCGAACAGCUGCACGGGAGUUAGCGACCCUAGAACUUUCACAUCGAGGAUCAAAAGUACCUCGUCAAAUCUGGCGUAAUGUAGUGUGCGAAAGUGAAGAAGAAGCCAAGAAAGUGAUUGAAGAAGUCAAAACCCUCAUAGCACCUUUAACCAACAAAAACUUGGAAAAGGUGCUUAGUGAACGAUAUGUAAAUGCUUAUCAAUAUUGUCAACCGAUUCAAAUCCCAACAAAAGAAGAAGCUCAAGAUGAGAUCUUACGCACAAAACAAUUAAAGCGAGAAGUCUUUUUGGCCAAAUCAAGCUCGCCAUCUCUCUCAUCUGAUUCAUUACCAAUUCAAUCAUCAUCAAAACCUACUUCAACUUCUCUUACUCGAUCAACCAAGACGAAACCAUCCCUGACUCGAUCUCUCGGUCUUCCGAAACCAAUCGGGGCAUACACGGAUUUCUUGUAUAGCCUCCGACUGCAUUUUCAUCGUAAUUUGACGACUUUGGAUCCUUCAAAGCUUGGUCGACAGUCCCGAAAUAAGGCUUUGAAUUUGAAAGGGAAUAGAGCAUUGAUUGAGGAUAAGGAUCCACGAGACCCCUCACUUGCAUCUUUGUAAUACACUUUUUAUUGGGGUACGAAAUACCAUCUGAUAUACCACUGCGGCGUUCUGAUACUGAAUAUGAGAGUAUUCUGGGAUAUAUCCCUUCAAAAUUUGAGACGUUGCUACU
Messenger RNA from Melampsora larici-populina 98AG31, 1149 nucleotides. RefSeq lists its product as uncharacterized. Gene Ontology annotation, biological process: translation. The transcript has 2 exons. Gene Ontology annotation, molecular function: structural constituent of ribosome. Gene Ontology annotation, cellular component: mitochondrial large ribosomal subunit; ribosome. The record is from RefSeq and is a predicted model, not a curated record. The coding region runs from base 57 to 1037 and encodes 326 amino acids. Lineage: Eukaryota; Fungi; Basidiomycota; Pucciniomycetes; Pucciniales; Melampsoraceae.